ACUUCUUUCCUUCACAUUCUUCUUUCUUCUUUCCCCAUACAUAUUUUUAAAAUGUCUAAUUUAGGAAAAUUAAAGACAUUGAAUCCUUCAAUUCCUCAAGAAAUUUUUUCCCUUAAUAUUUCAUUUAAACUUAGUACAAAUUUAGAUGAAAUUAAAGAAUCUUCAAAAGAUUUUGGAAAAAUUAUUCAAAAUAUAUUACCAGCUGCUGUUCUUUAUCCUUCUUGUGUUAAUGACAUAAUUGACCUCAUACAAUUUUCUUAUGACCUUUCUGUCCCUUUUCAUGUAGCAGCCAAAGGUCAUGGACAUUCCAUUAGGGGACAAGCCAUGGCACAAAAUGGGGUAAUUGUGGAAAUGAAUUCUUUAAAUAAUAAUAAUAAUGACAAUUGUGGAAUUAGGGUUUCUUGGGAUUCGGAUUUAGGGUUUUACGCAGAUGUUGGAGGUGAACAAUUAUGGAUCAAUGUUCUUAAUGCCACCCUAAAGCAUGGCCUAGCACCUAUCUCGUGGACAGAUUAUUUGUACCUCACAGUUGGUGGUACUCUCUCUAAUGCCGGAAUUAGUGGCCAAAUUUUCCGAUAUGGUCCUCAAAUAAGUAAUGUUCAUGAGAUGGACGUUAUUACAGGUAAAGGGGAUUUAAUGACUUGCUCCAAAGAUGUGAACUCAGAAUUGUUUUUUGGAGUUUUAGGAGGUUUGGGACAGUUUGGAAUAAUAACUAGGGCAAGAAUUGUCUUGGAUAGAGCACCAACAAGAGUGAAAUGGGUGAGAAUGUUAUAUGAUGAUUUUUCAAAAUUCACAAAAGAUCAAGAAUAUCUUAUUUCAAUUCAUAAUAAUAGAUUGGAUUAUGUUGAAGGCUCUCUAAUAAUGGAACAAAGCUCUCUAAAUAAUUGGAGAUCUUCAUUUUAUUCACCUUCCAAUCAAACCAAAAUUAUUUCAUUAUUAUCUCAAAAUAAAAUUAUGUAUUGCUUGGAAAUGGUGAAGUAUUAUGAUGAUCACACUGCUAAAACUAUUGAUGAGGAAUUGAAGAAGUUAGUACAAGGAUUGAACUAUUUGGGUGGAUUUAUGUACAAGAAAGAUGUGACUUUUGUUGAAUUUUUGAAUAGAGUAAGAAAAGGACAAAUAGAGUUAGAAUUAAAAGGAAUGUGGGAUGUUCCACAUCCAUGGCUCAAUUUGUUUGUACCUAAGUCCAACAUCAUGCAAUUUAAUGCUGCUGUUUUUGAAGACAUCAUUAUCAGACAAAACAAACCAACAGGACCCAUCCUUGUCUACCCAACAACCAGGAAAAGGUAA
Messenger RNA from Solanum pennellii, 1284 nucleotides. Its product is annotated as cytokinin dehydrogenase 3-like. Lineage: Eukaryota; Viridiplantae; Streptophyta; Magnoliopsida; Solanales; Solanaceae. The record is from RefSeq and is a predicted model, not a curated record. Gene Ontology annotation, biological process: cytokinin metabolic process. The coding region runs from base 52 to 1284 and encodes 410 amino acids. Gene Ontology annotation, molecular function: cytokinin dehydrogenase activity; FAD binding. The transcript has 4 exons.